AUGGCAAUUAUAGAGGAACAACCUGUUGCUGCAAAUGUCCUUGGUUUAAUUCCACAAAUCUGGUCAAAUUGGAAGACCAAAGACACAGAUGGCUUCCCACCUGCCAUGGUCUUUUUAUGGGCUAUUGCCGCAGUCCCCAUCGGCACAUAUGCCAUCGUCCAACACUUCAAUACACCACUCCAGAUCCAGCCUCAGCUCCUCUGCACGUUGUCGCUCAUAUCAUGGGUUCAGAUCCUCGUCUACGGAAAUGGAUGGUCUUGGUUUAAAGCUUCCGUCUAUGGGAUAACCACAGCCGCCAUCUUUGGAGGCGCGCAGGCGGUAUUGAUCCUCACGCUGAGACCCCUCUACAACCGCGGCAUCGACUACCCCAUGAUAAUCGUCGGCGUCAUCGCCUCCAUCCUCGUCGCCAUCGGCCUCCUCCCACCCUACUACGAGAUGUGGAAGCGCCGCGGCCGCGUCGUCGGCAUAAGCCUCUGGUUCAUCUUCAUCGACCUCCUCGGCGCCUUCUUCUCCCUCAUGGCACUGGUCGCCCAACACGACUUCGACAUCCUCGGCGGCAUCCUCUACAUCGCCGUCAUAAUCCUCGAACUCGGCAUCCUCGGCUCCCACGGCAUCUGGCUCGUGCGCACACGCCGCGUCCACCGCGCCGCUGCAUUGGAGGGGAAGACUUUCGAUGACGUCCUUGAGGAGAAGGCGCACGCUGGGACGACGUGGAAGUUUUCUGAGCGGCGAUCCUACUGUGGCGGCUGA
Pseudogymnoascus destructans is the source of this 750-nucleotide messenger RNA. RefSeq lists its product as uncharacterized. The record is from RefSeq and is a predicted model, not a curated record. The coding region runs from base 1 to 750 and encodes 249 amino acids. NCBI's taxonomy places the organism in Eukaryota, Fungi, Ascomycota, Leotiomycetes, Thelebolales, Thelebolaceae. The transcript is spliced from 9 exons.